Neoarius graeffei (lesser salmon catfish) is the source of this 4191-nucleotide messenger RNA. It is a transcript of the gene anos1a, whose product is annotated as anosmin 1a. Gene Ontology annotation, molecular function: protein binding; peptidase inhibitor activity. The transcript has 14 exons. The record is from RefSeq and is a predicted model, not a curated record. Gene Ontology annotation, biological process: neuron differentiation. The coding region runs from base 138 to 2093 and encodes 651 amino acids. NCBI's taxonomy places the organism in Eukaryota, Metazoa, Chordata, Actinopteri, Siluriformes, Ariidae. Gene Ontology annotation, cellular component: extracellular region; cell surface.
UUUUUUUAGUCUCGGUUCGUGCGUCGCUCGCGCAAAUCCACUUUCAGCUCUGCGGUGCGCGGAUAGAGUUUGUGCAGAAGAGCAGCUUGGGGCUGUUUUUCAUAUAUUAUUUUGUCCUCCCCUGAGAGACGCGCAUAAUGGGUGCCACUGUCCCAGUUUGGAUUAUUUUGGCACUGAUUUGCGGAGUUGCACUGGGCAGGAAACAGGAUGCGUCUUCGGCUUUUGGUGGCAUUUUUCGUGCCAGGUGCGCCGCCAGGUGCCUCAGCCUUCACAGCGCGCGCAUCGCUCACGCGCCGACCCACUUUCAGAGUAAUGGAUCCCUGGGCUGGUGUCAAGGCCAUAAGCAAUGCGCAAAGUGCCUGGAGCCGUGCAAAGAAUCUUGGGAACAGAGGGAUGGAUCCUGUCGAGAGCCAUGCGAGCGUGUGUUUGCCAAGCGUCAUGGCGAGUGUGUGACGAGCUGUGAGUUCCUGCGUUCUGUAAUAGUGCUGAAACAGGGCGACUGUCCGGCCCCAGAACGAGCCAGCGGAUUCGCAGCCGCCUGUGUGGAGAGCUGUGAGGAGGACAACGAGUGUCCGGGACACAAGAAGUGCUGCGCUAACGGCUGCGGGCACACGUGCCAACCGCCCAAAAACCUCUACAGAGGUGCUCCACUGAAGCCCAGGAAGGAGCUAGUGUUUGAGGAGAUGCUGUCUGGCGUGUUAGAGGUGCGCUGGUCCUCCAAGUUCAACGUGUCGGCUGAGCCGGUGCUGAACGUGCUGCAGAGACGCUGGAACUAUGGCAUCCACCCCAGCGAGGACGGUGCGACUGAGUGGGAAGUGGUAGCACAGACUUCAGAGGAGCGUGUGUGGCUGGCUGAUAUUCGCCCAGGUCGCUGGUACCAGUUCAGAGUAGCAGCAGUCAACGUUCACGGAACAAGAGGAUACACCACCCCCAGCAGACACUUCAGAUCCUCCAAAGAUCCAUCCCCACCCCCAGCGCCCUCUGACCUACAGAUCAGUCACAUGACCUUUGGAUCGGACAGGUCGGUAUCGGUGCGUGUCAGCUGGGUGUCUCCAGAAGACCCAGAUGUCCCAGUACACCACUAUAAACUGUCCUGGAGCUUGACGCUCAGUGAAGGAGGGUACACAAUGCCAUCCAAACUCAAGAAGAGAAAGAUCGUCAGUGGGGAUUUCGACUCGGUGGAGAUAGAGGGUUUGAGGGAGGAGAGGAGUUACACAGUGGAGCUCCAGUCUGUGUCAUAUUGGGAGCAACUUCCUCUCAAGAGCUCCAAGGCUAUUCUGCGCUUCUCAACACAGCAAGCAAAAAGUGAACCCACAGCCAAUCCUGUGCUUCAGAAAGGUCAAUCGGACAUUCUGGAUGUGGGGACACCGUUCUACCAGGACGGACAACUCCAGGUUCGAGUCUACUGGAAGAAACGAGAUCCGAGCAUGAGCCGUUACCGCGUGCAAUGGUUCCCGGAGUUUUGCUCUCAUAACGGAACCAGAAUCCAAGAAAAGCUCGUUACACAGGAGAAUUAUGCCAGCUUACCUGGUCUACAGUUUUCCUGCAAGUAUAAAGUGAUCAUCCAGGCUGUUGGGUCCAAGAGCCGAGCGCAGGCAGAGAGCACCACCUUCUCCACUCCGCCAUGUUCAGCCAUUCAAGGGAAGAGCUCCAAACCCAUUACCUGUCCUGGAGAUCCUGUUCCUCCCGCAAAAGUCCAGGCAAGGGCAGAGAACCUCACUGCGGUCUUCUCAGUGCAUGACAGCAACGUGACGGCUCUGUUCUCAUGGGUGGUUGCUGUAACCCGACCCCCUCAGCAGGUCACAGGUUACCAAGUCACCUGGGCGGACGCCACGGCUGAGAGACGCAAAACCAACCAGGCUAACAGCCUCAUCUCUCAGUCCCAGAUCCUCCCUCCAGAAAGAAAAAUUCUAGUUGUGUCCGGCUUGCAGUUGGCGUCUGUCUACAGGCUGGAGGUGGCAGUGAUCACCGCUGGAGGUCAGGGCCCGACAACAUUCAGAACUUUCCAGACUCCGGGCCAUGCCAGGCCUGUCCUACACUACAAACCCAAGGUGAAAAAGCACCAUUUGAGGUCAGUCAUAGAACAGCACUGAAGCUCACACUGGAACAUACCAUCCUAAACCUUCCCCCUGAACCCAGCUCCUCAGGAACACGAAGAACAGAAAGAACCAAAGAACACUGAGCAGAUCAUUCACUGAGAGGAUCAGACCCCCAAGAAAACAUCUGGCUCUGGGAGAGUUAGGAGAAGGAAAUUGUGAAAGCGAUUACUUGAUCCCAGACGUUCUCAAUGAAGGAUUUCCAUAAACCAGAGAGCCAGAAGAAAAGGAAAAGACGGUGGUAAAAACAAAACACAGCAACUGGAAAAGCAAAUUGUAAAGUAAUGAUCAUAAACGGAUAUGCAACUAUAACCUGAGUGAGUUUUUCAUUGUUUUUUUGCUUUUUUUUUUUUUUUGAAUUAUCCCUUGAUAUUCCCUUUCUUUCAAUGGCACUUAACUGACAAAGCAGACAGACUGUUAACCUUCACCUCAGCAUAACCUGUGUUUAAUAACAAAAGCGUCUGCAAGUCCAGUGUUGCAUGUGGUGACAAGUUUUGCUUUGACCCAUAAAUGAAGUGGACUCGUGAAGUGGUGUGCGACCGCAUGUAUAUUUACCCCCUAUCAUGACUUCCUGAUUUGUGGGCAUGCACCUUUACUAUGUGUCAAAUUACAGCUAUACAAAUUGCGAUUUAUAUUCGCUGCGCUGAUUAUCAAUUCUGUGUGAGUUCCUUGUAAGUGCAAUAGGGUUGUUAUGGUUUCACGGUUAGUCACUUUUUUCAAAAAUCAUGAAAAAAAAUUGCCUCAAUAUCAGGGCUUUGAACCAGAAAUUUUUUCCUAUUGGUUCGAUCCGAACAGAAACGGAAUUUUAACGUUUUCGUUGUUUGGUUCCACCAUUAAAUAGACGCUCUCGAACCGGUUAGAACAAAAAAAUUUCGUUCCCGGAACGGUUAAUUACGUUCCCUGUCAGCUGUUUAACAAAUGGCUAUAAAAUUACAGUAUGUCUCUGUCUCAUCCAGCUUAAGCCAAAUGUAGGCUAAUUCUAUUACAACCUUCAUUAAAUAAGACAAUAAAUAAUUCAAAACAAUUAUUAUUUCAAAUGUUGGCGAUUUGGAUUCUCAGUAUGUCUUCCCAUCUACACAAACAGAAAAAGUGCCAAAAAUGAAAGAGAAUUCGUUUAGUGUGUUACCAAAGGCUAGUCAGGCCCUAUGCAUUGAUAGGCUAACAGAGGUUAACGUCAUUUAAUGUUCGCGAGCCUCUCAUUAACGUGGACAAAUAUAUUGAUAUCGUGUUUGAAAUUGACGUUUUUGAAUAACGAUAGACUGCAAUAUUUACCUCUUAUUUAAGACGUGGAGAGGUGAUAGUAGUCUACCCUCCCGCUCUCUCCAUUCAGUCAGCGAACGUCACACAGGAAGUGAACCCCAGUGGGUCAUAGAAACUUGCGCAGGAGAAGAAUGACUUUUUUAUUUGUAGGCUACGGAAACUUUGAGGAACGAAAUAAAAACCGGUAUUAACCGGUUACCAUUAUUUUUAAUAAGCGUUUCUGUUCCGGAACAUAAAAAAUAAUAAAGUUUCUGGUUUCGUUUCUGUUCCAUGUGAAAUAGAAAAAGUUCCCGGUUUUCGUUUUCGUUCCUUGAACUGGUUCAAAGCCCUGCUCAAUAUAACACUUUUCCUUGCAGCUAUUUUCGUUCAUCUUAUAACGACAGCGUGAUAAAUAUGGGUGUUUGAGACAGUUGUACAAAUAUUUCCUUUCAUUUUCAUCACCAGCUUGUGCUUUGUUAAAAUGGUCAGCGAAUACCGCGAUAACCGUGAUAUAUUGCCAAGGUUAUCAUCAUAACAUGCAAAUUUCAAACCAUAACACCCCUAAAGCACAAAAAAAAAAAAGUGUAUUGUUUUCCAUGUGCUACUCAUGCUGUGGGAUUUUGUCUGUCGUGAAAUUCUUGUACAUAUUACAUGUCCUUAUUUAUUUGUAUUUGCUACAACUGUAAUUUUGGUGUGUGUGUGUGUGUGUGUGUGUGUGAGAGAGAAAGAGAAAGAAUGUAUUGUGUAUUCCUCCCAUCAUAAAGAUCCUCGCAAGGAUUUUUGUAUAAAAUAGAUUUGUAAAUUCCCAUGGAUUUAAAAAGUGUACUGUACAUAUUUUUUAUUAUUAAAAAAACAU